CAAAAACAUACUCGGUGUCAUAACUGCUUUCGGAUCCCUCCCAGUGGUCAUCUCCGAGCUUGUACCGCAUGUAAAGAAGAGCUUUACUGUAGUAAAACCUGUCUGUCUUCUGUGGUUUCGAAUUUCUAGACUCCCACCCAACAAAUGCAAUCGAUAGGUCAGCAUGCAGCAUGGCAGAGACACCACCGAAGGCUUUGCAAGAAACUUUCGACUUUCCUGUCAAUGGCUCAAUUCCAACCUGGAGACCAGAGCGUUCAAUCGCAGUCCUUACUGCUGUGCCAUCUUCUCCUUGAGCACUUCUCAGAUCUCGGAGGAGGCGCCUUACAGCAGGGAAUCGAAAUUGGAGCUAAUGGUGGGACCGUAGAGCAUAUUUCCGAACGAAACGUAUUGCUUUCUUUGCUGCCACAUCCUGAACCUCAGCAGUCGCCACCAUUGCCUUUGUUCCUCGCCAAGGAGCAUUCCCAUGAACUAAUUCAGGCUCUAUCAUCCCGCUCGGUGAAUAAUGACUGGGUUAUCUACUCAUCCAGUCUCCAUCCGAUUGGCCAUGGAGUGUUCCCCCGCGCAAGCAGAUACUUUAAUCACUCGUGUUCACCUUCAGCGGUGCAGGUAUAUACCUUUGACGAGGCUGGACCAAUAAUGCACAUUAAAGCACUCAAAAAUCUGAGCGCUGGAGAAGAAAUUACCGUCACCUACAUUGACCCUGCUCAUCCGUAUGAUGUACGGAAAAAAGCGCUCGAUUCAACAUACGGAUUUGAAUGCCAUUGUCGCAAAUGCCAAUCUGACAAAGAGUUGCUACCUUCAAUCUCAGUUCCCCCUAGUUCAGAUGCGAUUGUUUCCCUGUAUCCCACCCUCAUUCGGCAUGUCAUUCCAUCUCUGGAACUCACUGGCACCUCGGAAGCACUCCCAGAAGUAGAUCCAAUUCUUCCACCACACUUGCUCACGUUACUGAGCCCAAGCCAUCUUCCCUACCUCAGUGAGGCUUUCAGUAAAGCAGCACAUUCUGAGACUCCGAAAGAGGAAACUCAUGGCCUUGGUUUGGCGCUUCUGGCGAUGUAUUUCGUCAUAUAUCCUCCAUACUAUCCAUUAAUAGGUAGGUCAUUUGCCUUAUCCAUCAGUCACCGAUUCACGUGCUCAUUGACGCCAAUGAGGCUUGCAUUGUCUUGAGCUCUCUAAGGUUUCCUGGAAUAUGUAUCUUUCCGGUACAACAGCCAGUUCGUUUCCAGACCCCGAGCAAGCCGCUCUCCGAUGCGCAAAGCUCUAUUUGGGAUGGGCAAGGGAUGUUCUUAAAAAUUUUGGGUCCAUAGGCGAUGUGAUGCAAGGGGCGAUGGUUACCGAUUGGAAAGCAGAAUUUAACCAAUUAGAUGCACUAACCAAGAAAGAAAUGGAGCCAUAAUUCGCG
Molecule: messenger RNA, 1399 nt
Organism: Cantharellus anzutake
Lineage: Eukaryota; Fungi; Basidiomycota; Agaricomycetes; Cantharellales; Hydnaceae
Exons: 3
Coding region: 145-1164 (339 amino acids)
Cellular component (GO): nucleus
Molecular function (GO): protein binding
Source: RefSeq, a predicted model, not a curated record